AUGGCAGUUGAAAAUUCUUAUCUUUUCUUAAACGCAAUAACAGUUUAUCAAUAAGAUCACCACAAGCCACAAGUCUUUCUAGAGUGACAUCAUUUAAUAAACAUGUUAAUUUGUUCUUCACAAAUUUGAAAACAGUCCACAAUCGUUUAAAAAUGGAGUCAUUUGACAUCUGGAAUAUGGAUGAGACAGGGAUUACUACUGUUCACACUCCUAAUCGUGUAGUUGCAUGUCGUGGGAUGAAGCAAUUAGGAAAGAUGACUUCAGCUGAAAGAGGGACUCUCGUUACCGUUGCAGUUGCAGUUUCAGCUAUAGGAAAUAUGGUCCUACCAUUUUUUAUAUUUCCAAAAGUCAAUUACAAAAAUCAUUUUAUACAAGGAGGCCCUCUUGGAGGUGAUGCCAAUCCAUCAGGUUGGAUGAAAGAAGAACAUUUUAUAAAAUAUUGUAAACAUUUUGAAUAAACUAAAUUCUUCAUCCUCGAAUGAGAUAGAUGAUGCAAUGUGUCUCGUUUGCACAGACAGUUAUAUAAAAAGUAUUUCAGGAGAAGAGUGGAUACAAUGUAUGAAAUGUAGCAUGUGGAAACAUUCUAAAUGCAUAAAAAGCAACAUAUCGUAUUAUAUUUGCUAUAACUGCAAUUCGGAUGACAAUUCGGAUUAAAUAAAUUACUUAUCUAA
This is a messenger RNA of Trachymyrmex septentrionalis, 671 nucleotides long. RefSeq lists its product as uncharacterized. The coding region runs from base 153 to 458 and encodes 101 amino acids. The record is from RefSeq and is a predicted model, not a curated record. The transcript has 2 exons. NCBI's taxonomy places the organism in Eukaryota, Metazoa, Arthropoda, Insecta, Hymenoptera, Formicidae.